AUGAACGCAAUAAUGCAGGCGUCUCCAGCGGCACAAACACUAACGGACGAUACCCUGCAGCCCGACUACCAGUUAUCAACCAGCCUCGUCGAUACUUCCUCGGCGUUCAUCGUCAACUGGUUUGAACAGGUCUGCCCGGCAUGGUCAGGCUUCGACUCGAACGCGAACAUGAACCGCAAGAUAGCGAUCGACCACUGGCGGACGUCCUCGACGGUCUGCAGCUCUCUCGAGAGCAUGUCGGCCGCGUUCCUCGCUUCCAGGAUGCCGAGCAUGCGGCAGUCGGCCCUCCGACUCAUGAGUCGGGCGACGGACUUCAUCCAGGCCGAGCUCGAAGUCGUCAAGACGCAGCCUGACCUGCGCUCCAUCCCGACCGGUCUCUUGUUCUCGCUCUUCUGUCUCGGAACGACCGUCUGCUGGGUCGACUCGCGAGGGUUCGGACUGCCGUUCCUGCGAGAGGCCAAGUCCUUGAUCCAACGGCUGAACUCGCAGUCGGUGACGCUGAGCACGGCCGGGUCGGACAUGCUGACGUUUUUCAACAAGAGCUUGGCGUACUGCGAGAUGCUGCUGGCGGUGGUCCGCGACGACGAGUCUCUUGAGCACCAAGAGAGUGAAGAGGCGACGUCGAACCAACUGCAGCCUAUCGAAGAACGGUCUCCUCACCCGUGGACGGGCGUGUCUACCGUCACGACCCGCCUCUUUGCCGAGUGCAUCCGACUUUGCCGCAGCUUCCGCCACCGCAUGAGGCAGGGGAUGGAUCCUCAACGAUAUUUCUCUUCGGCGCUGCAGGAUCUGAUCGUGGCUCAACGCCUCGAGGAGCAGUUAUUGGAGUUGGAAUUCCCGUCAGACACACCAGACGUGGACACGGGCGACUUCGCGACGCCGGUUUCUCAUCUUGCGAGGGUGGCUGAAGCGUACCGGCUUUCCUCACUGCUCCAUCUCUACCAGACCUUCCCGGACCUCGUCUCUCUCCGCCUGCCGACCGAAUCACCAGUGACAGAGACCGGCUCCGUGCCUUGGGACGAGUGGAUCAUUCCCCUGGCCCUUCGGUUGGUCAAAGUACUGGAGCACAUCCCGACGACGUCAGGGACACGGGUUAUCCAGCCGCUUCUGUACAUCUCGGCCAGCACCGGUCUUCGUCACGAUCGUUCGGGGUCAUCCGACAUGAUGAACAUUUUCGGUUCGCUACAGCAUGACUUGAUGGGAGGCACGGGAUCAAGCGUCAUCAGUCCGCCGCCGCUUUUCGACUCUCAUAACCUGUCGCUGUAUAUCAGCCAAAUGGCCUCAGCUCCACCACAAGAUGAGACGACGAAUAGCCUGUCAGUUGACAUCAGCAGUGCUCGGCAUUUCGUCAUGAGGCGGCUCGGUAUCUUGGAAAGCAGCCUCCCUCCGGCGCCCGUUGUGGUGGCAAGAGACCUGGUACAGUCUAUUUGGAGGGCUUAUGACAGCGAGAUUGGGGCGCCCAUGAUUCAUUGGGUCGAUGUUAUGGAAGACAACAAUUUGCGGUCGAUGUUUGGAUAA
Molecule: messenger RNA, 1518 nt
Organism: Colletotrichum karsti
Lineage: Eukaryota; Fungi; Ascomycota; Sordariomycetes; Glomerellales; Glomerellaceae
Product: C6 zinc finger domain containing protein
Exons: 1
Coding region: 1-1518 (505 amino acids)
Biological process (GO): positive regulation of transcription by RNA polymerase II
Cellular component (GO): nucleus
Molecular function (GO): transcription cis-regulatory region binding; DNA-binding transcription factor activity
Source: RefSeq, a predicted model, not a curated record